This is a messenger RNA of Myotis davidii, 592 nucleotides long. Its product is annotated as nucleoside diphosphate kinase, mitochondrial. NCBI's taxonomy places the organism in Eukaryota, Metazoa, Chordata, Mammalia, Chiroptera, Vespertilionidae. The transcript has 2 exons. Gene Ontology annotation, molecular function: nucleoside diphosphate kinase activity. The coding region runs from base 53 to 592 and encodes 179 amino acids. The record is from RefSeq and is a predicted model, not a curated record. Gene Ontology annotation, biological process: CTP biosynthetic process; UTP biosynthetic process; GTP biosynthetic process.
AAAUCCCCGCGCUCCCUCCGCCAGUGUUCACCAGCGCCCGCGGCCUGGCGCCAUGAGCGGCCUCUUCGGGCGCGCGGUGCUGAGGGAGGCGGUGUGCGGCUCGCGGGCCUGGGUGCCCAGCCUGCUCGUGCGCCCCUGCUCGGGAGGGCCCUCCUGGACCCUGGAGCGGACCCUGGUGGCCGUGAAGCCAGAUGGGGUGCAGCGGCGGCUUGUUGGGGAUGUGAUCCGGCGUUUUGAGACGAGGGGCUUCAAGCUGGUGGGGGUGAAGAUGAUUCAAGCGCCAGAGAGCAUCCUUGCUGAGCACUACCACGACCUUCAGAGGAAGCCCUUCUACCCAGCCCUCAUCAGCUACAUGAGCUCUGGCCCCGUGGUGGCCAUGGUCUGGGAAGGCCCCAAUGUGGUCUGUACCUCAAGGGCCAUGAUAGGGCACAUGGACUCAGCUGAGGCUGCCCCCGGCACCAUUCGAGGCGACUUCAGCUUCCACAAUGCACUGGACAGUCUGGCAAGUACAGGAAUUCAUGAAUUACUUGAUGACCGCCAAGUUGGCAUCGGCGAGGGCGGCAGAAUGGUCUACGGGUCUGGUCCCCAGUAG